Molecule: messenger RNA, 3009 nt
Organism: Closterium sp. Yama58-4
Lineage: Eukaryota; Viridiplantae; Streptophyta; Zygnematophyceae; Desmidiales; Closteriaceae
Source: the annotation of a GenBank genome assembly
AUGUCAACAACCAGCCAAUCACGACCCGCUUACGUGGCGUCGCCUGACCUGGCGCCGGCUCCAGCUGGCGGUCUGGGAGCGCGCCGAGUGUGGGCAGACAGCGACACGUCAGCAGCAGCAGCAGCAGUAGCAGCAGCAGCAGUAGCAGCAGCAGCAGCAGUAGCAGCAGCAGCAGCAGCAGCAGCAGAACCGCUCGAUCAGUCAGCAUCACGGGCUAACACCAUCGGAUCGAAACCGGACCAUGCUUUGAACCCCUUCCCGCUCUUCAGCUCCUACGGAAACCGCAACAUCUCCUCGCACGGAUCCCAAGACUGGUCGCAGAUUCACCCCGAGCCAAAUGUCGUCCCUAAAAAAUCGGAACAGAAAAUGGAGGUCAUUGGAAGACGCUCUUUUGACGGCGGCAGGCCCGCAUCAGCUGGGAAAAGCCCUGGGGAUUCUCCUGGCGGCAAUCUCAAGAGCUGGAGGCUCGGGGAUGGGAGGCUCGGCGAUGGGAGGCUCAGCAGUGGGAGGCUCGGCGAUGGGAGGCUCGGCGAUGGGAGGCUCGGCGAUGAGAGGCUCGGCAAUGGGAGGUCCGGCGACGGGAGGUCCGGCGAUGGGAGGCUCGGCGAUGGGAGGUCCGGCGACGGGAGGUCCAGCAAUGGGAGGUCCGGCGACGGGAGGUCCAGCGAUGGGAGGUCCGGCAAUGGGAGGUCCAGCGAAGGGAGGUUCGGCCAUGGGAGGUUCGGUAGCAGCAGCUUGAUUGUGUACGAGAGGGAGAGUGAGGCGGGCAAGAGCAGUGGAGGGGAGGCGGGUCGGUUGGGGCCCCUAGUCCCGAGGAGCAGAACGAGAGACAGCAUAACGGACUAUGACCCGGCCCCUGUUGGCAGAACCGAGGCGACUCUUGAGGCGCCUCAAAAGUCGUUGCAGGUGUACGACCUUGCGCCUGCAAGCGGAGCGAUCUCCCUUGAAAGAGGGAGCGAGACGAGCAGGAGCAGGGGAGGGGAGACGGGCAGGCUGGGGGGUAUGGUUCAGAGGAGCAGAACGAGAGACAGCCAAACGGAGUAUGAAGGAGGUCCUGCUGGCAAGGUGACUAUUGAGUCGACUCAAAAGUCAGGCGUGAUGGUUCAGAGGAGCAGAACGAGAGACAGUCAAACUGAGUAUGAAGGGAGUCCUGCUGGCAAGAGCGAGGGCUUGCAAGCGUACGACCUUGCGCGUGUGAGCCGGAGAGAGGGCGGGAAAGCGGCGUAUGAGGGGAAGGCGGGGAUUGAGUUCAUCCCUACAGGCAGAGCGGUUUUGCAGAGGCGUGACACGGAUCCUGCAGAGAGAACAGAGCGCGUGCAAGCGGGUGACGCGGCGGGUUCGAGCAGAGGAAGGAACGGGCCGGAUUAUGGAAUGUCGGCGAUUAGCAACCAGAGCGGCGGGUUUCAGGGAGGGUUUGAGUCGACUCAAAGGCCGCCAGUUAUCAGCGCCCGGAACGGCGGGUUUCAGGGGGUGUUUGGAGGGGUGGAAGAGAAGGGUCAUUCCCAGGGCCGAGGCAGCAACAGCAGCGGCGGUGGCGGUGGCGGCGGUUGCGGUGGUGGCAGCAGCGGUGGCGGCAGCGGCAGCGGCGGUGGCGGCGGCGGCGAAGGCGGCAGCGGCAGCAGCGGAGCCGUCUCAGGCGCACAGGCGGACGAGGCAGGAGGCUUGUUGUCAGGUCUCUCCACAUCCACAGCGGAGUGCCGGCAGUUCUCCCCGGACCAGCUCGCCCGAGCCACCGACAGCUGGGCGGCGGAGAACAGGCUCGGCCGAGGCUCGUUCGGCACGGUGUACAAGGGCCGUCUCUUAGGCUGCAUGGUGGCAGUGAAACGGCUGGAAGGGGGCGGGUGGCAGGGCAGUGCGGAGUAUAGAAUGGAAGUGGAGGUGCUGUCUCGGAUGCGGCACCCGCAUAUAGUGCUGCUCAUGGGUCACUGCCCUGAUGAGAUGAGUCUUGUGUAUGAGUACUUGCCUGGAGGGAGCUUGCAGGAUUGCCUUGAUGCGAUUGCUGCUGGGAACAGCAAGGGUGGUGGUGUGGGAGGAGUGGGAGGGGCGGGUGGUGCGGGUGGUGCGGGUGGUGCGGGUGGUGCAGGUGUUGCCGGUGGUGUGGUUGGUGCGAGUGGGGGAGCGGGGAGCAGCCGGGGUGGGAGGAAACCGUUGACUUGGUUUGACCGGGUGAGAAUCUUAUCUGAGGUGGCCGGGGCGCUGAUGUACCUUCACCAGAACGACCCGCCCAUCGCGCACCGCGACUUAAAGCCCGACAAUAUUCUGCUCGAUACAAGCCUCGCCUCCAAAGUGGCCGACGUGGGCCUCGCGCGGUUACUCAGUGACGUGGAAAAUGUAACCGCACGGGUGAGAGGCACAGUGGGGUAUAUAGACCCUGAGGAGCUAGAGACUUGUGAGAUUUCGGUUCUUUCAGAUGUGUAUGCGUUUGGGCUGAUUGCCUUGCAGCUGCUGCUGGGGGAGCCGAAUGUGAAGGAGUUGCAUCGGAGGAUGGGGAAGAUACAGGAGUGGAUAGGGAGGAGCAUGGGUGCGGUAGGGUUGGGAGGAGUGGGCAUGCGUGGUGGUGGGUUUCAGACGGUUGAGAUGGACAGUACAAGGGUGCUGGCUAGGACUGUGGAGGAGAUAGUGAGGGAGGUUGAUGGUUCGGGGGGGCAAUGGCCCGUGCCUGUGGCUCGGAAGCUGACGGAGCUGGCGCUCCGGUGUGCGGUUCGGCAGCGGGAGGCUCGGCCGAGCCUGGUGGAGGUGGUGCAGCCGGCGAUGGGGGAGGUGAUGGAGGAGGCGGAGGGGGAGAUGGGGAAGCGAAGGAGGAGCUUCGACGAGCAGUGCAUGUGCCCGCUCUCGCAGAAGCUCAUGACAGACCCGGUGGUGGCAGCGGACGGCUUCACGUACGAGCGCAGCAGCAUCGAGCGCUGGCUGCUCUCCAACUCCGUCUCGCCGCGCACCGGCCAGCCCCUCCCCCACACGCACCUCACGCCCAACCACACGCUCAAGCUGCUGCUGCUGCAGGGGCACUAG